Messenger RNA from Diuraphis noxia (Russian wheat aphid), 963 nucleotides. RefSeq lists its product as uncharacterized. The record is from RefSeq and is a predicted model, not a curated record. Lineage: Eukaryota; Metazoa; Arthropoda; Insecta; Hemiptera; Aphididae.
UUUUAAGACACGAUUACUAAAGUACCUAACUUCAAAGUUCAAACCUGGGCGCCUGCCGCCUGGGCAUCAUGCUUUUUAUCAGUGGACAGAAUUAUGAUACAUUGAGUGAGACAUCUAAUGAUGAAAUUGUUUCAAUACAUAAUGCUUAUAAAAAGGAAUUUGGUCGUCUCAGCAAAGAACAUCAGUGUAAUUUAAAUAGUUUAGAAGAAUGCUACAAAGAACAAAUAUUAUGUAUAAUUAAAGAAAAGGAUUCGGYAUCUCUUCAAUUACUAUCAAUUUUUCAAUCGUUAUAUGAGCAUUUUCAACAAAAGUUAAAAAAAAUAAGACCAAAAAAUAAUAGAGUAAUCGACAAGUCUGGUGAGAAAAUAGAUUUUAUUAAUGAAAGAUACCAAUGUAUCAUAAAUGGCUAUGAAAAUAARCAACAAGAGUUAUUCAAAGAAAUUUUAGAAUUAAAAAAGAUUAUAAUGGAAGAAAAGAAGAUYCAUUUAAAUGUUUCAUCAAUUGAUCUGCUAGAGAAAGAAAAUUCUAUCUUAAAGCAAAAUUUGAAUAAUAAUGAAUCAAAAAGAAGCUCAAUGCUGCAUUUAAUAACUGGAGUUCUUGUAUGGUGCUUAGGUGUAAUAGCUUAUCAAAAAAAGGUAACUGCCGAGUUAAAGUAAAAUAAUGCUGGUGUAGUUUAUUUGAUAUUUUUAAAUGUGUAGUUUAAUCACAAAUACAUUAAACAAUGUGAAUGGAUCUUUGAAAAAAUAAGACAACCUAUUAACAUUAAAAAUUUGUUUUGGAUAAUAUUCAAUAUUCAAAGUGUACUAAUGUGUAAUGUAUCUGCACAAUAACGAAACAGAUCCAACUACCCGUAAAGGGAAAAUAGCGUACUUGGAGCUACCUAUUAGGUUUUGUAUUUGCUGGUGAUAAAUCAAAUAGCUCAAAAAAWUUAAUAUUUUUUUUAAUUAUCGAAGUUUUGUAAAA